Molecule: messenger RNA, 381 nt
Organism: Adineta ricciae
Lineage: Eukaryota; Metazoa; Rotifera; Eurotatoria; Adinetida; Adinetidae
Source: the annotation of a GenBank genome assembly
AUGACGAAUACUGUCCUAGCACUCAAAUUAACAUCAGUUCGUGAAAAUAGAAUAAAUGAUAUUAUCAAUAUUUACGAUCCAAGUANUCAAGAUGCUCGAUACAAUAAACAGACCAAAGCAAUCGAUAUUCAAGUUCAGUACAGUGGUGGUUGUGCCGAACAUGAAUUUCAACUCAAAGUUGGCUCUUGUCGAGAAACUUAUCCUGUUCAAUGUGAUGCGAAGUUGAUCGACUUAACAGUAAACGAUUAUUGCGAUGCGAUCGUCUCUCGUGAAGUUUCAAUCAGUACUCAAUCGAUUGGCUUAGAUGAUGGUUAUUACGCUGGUGCAACCAUUCAAAUAUAUGGGGGCGCGAAUACAAAAGCUAAGCUUGUUCUUCCAUAA